AUGGCGAUGGAUGCCGAAAUGCCCAAGGCUUUGGAUGAGGUUUUGCACAAGCACAGCAUGGAGGUCUGUGCGCACUUAGACACGCGGUUUGAGAAGUUGGAAGCCAUUCUUCUAAGGCCUUUGAUGUUAGAUGCCGGGCCGUUCCUGACGGGCAAUUCGAACGCGGACCCGGAUCUAAACACGACCGGCUCGUUUGCCCGCGUCCUGACGGCGGAGAGCGUGGAAAGGGAAUCCUUGGGGGAGACGGAGAACAACAGCUCGCCGAUGGUCGUUCGUCCCCGCUACAGCCGGGAGGACUCGCCAAGCAGCUACGAGUUGGCGAAGCGGACGGGGGAGGCCGUGACCCAGGCCUACGCUCGGGUCGGAGCCGUCAGCAAGGAGUUCGCACAAAAGGGACUCGGGCCUUUGCCAAUGAUUUGGAGAAGCUGCCAAAGAGUGGCUAGCGCGAUUGUGAACUCGCAGACCGCAGGCAUUUUCUUCGCGAUGGUGGUCCUGACCAACUCAGUCUAUCUUGGUGUCCAUCUUUCUUGGAGCUCGCAGAACCCAGAGCAGACCUCCAAUUCGGUGUUCCUGACCGUGCAUGUAGUAUAUUCAGUUCUCUUCACGUUGGAGGCAGUGCUCCAUUUUGUCGCUGUCGGGCCUGCAGCCUAUAUUUGUGGCAACAGUUGGGCCUGGAACUGGUUGGACGUAUUUGUCGUUACUUCCUCAUGGAUUGAGCUGGCGGUUGAUAUCGUGUCCCCCGACCACGAGACUCUUGGAGCGAACAGCAACCUCCGAAUCAUGAGGCUGCUUCGCCUAGGCCGCUUGGUUCGUGUCGUGCGAAUCGUCCGAGUGGUGAAGCUCUUCCGGGCACUGCGGACGCUAGUGUACUCGCUCCUGGGGACGCUCAAGUCCUUGUUCUGGUCCUUCUUGCUCUUGAUCCUGAUCAUCUACAUUUUCGGUAUCCUCUUCACUGAUGUUGUUCUGAACCACCUGUGGGAGGAGGGAAGAACUGCCGAAAGCGAAGAUGUGCAACAAUACUUCGGCACACUCUAUGCAUCCAUCAUCACGCUCUUCAGGUCGAUCUCCAAUGGCAUCACCUGGGAAAAAGCCGCAAACUCCCUUGAACCCAUCAGCACCUUCUGGGUCCAAGUGUUUCACUUCUAUGUGGCAUUCUGCAGCUUUGCGCUACUCAAUGUCAUGACUGGUGUGUUCUGCAACAGCGCAAUAAAGGCAGCGGAACGCGACCAUGAGACGGUGGUGGCACAGGUCAUGCAAACUCGUCGUGACUACCAAGACAUGGUGAGCAACUUGUUCAAGCGGAUUGAUCAAAGAGGCCUCGGGCAUCUCACCAUUACCGAGUUCGAGAAGCACUUUGAUGAUGAGUCAGUGCAAGCACUGUUCGAGUAUCUCCAAAUCGGUGCCAUGGAUGCUUGGACACUCUUCAUGAGCUUGGACAAGGACGGUGAUCACACAAUCAGUGUGGACGAGUUUACAGAACGUUGUAUGCAGCUUCAUGGCCCCGCGAGAUCUGCAGACGUUUUUACUUUGCGCCAGAGCUAUGCGAAGCUUGCGAAAGACUUGCGGAGAAUGGAUGAGACACAGGAGAGAAUGGAAAUGGGUUUGGCACUGAUCCUUCACCAACAAGCAGCUCGCGAUCCCCCGUUCAGCGUGUGA
Molecule: messenger RNA, 1656 nt
Organism: Symbiodinium sp. CCMP2592
Lineage: Eukaryota; Dinophyceae; Suessiales; Symbiodiniaceae
Source: the annotation of a GenBank genome assembly